This is a messenger RNA of Naegleria fowleri, 810 nucleotides long. RefSeq lists its product as uncharacterized. Lineage: Eukaryota; Heterolobosea; Eutetramitea; Acrasida; Naegleriidae. The transcript has 2 exons. Bases 1 to 810 code for a protein of 269 amino acids. Gene Ontology annotation, molecular function: bis(5'-nucleosyl)-tetraphosphatase (asymmetrical) activity. Gene Ontology annotation, biological process: AMP biosynthetic process; ATP biosynthetic process. The record is from RefSeq and is a predicted model, not a curated record.
AUGUUUCAACAACAAACCCACCACCAACAACAAGAACUCUUCCCGUGUCCCUAUGAAAAUUGUUUCACUCAUCAUCAUGAUCAAUCCUCGUCCUCCUCCUCAUCCACAAACUCUUCGGAACUCUUCUCCGAGAAUGAUCUCGUACAACAUUGCUUACAACAUCAUUCCCGAGAAAAUUCCAAACAAAUUUGUACCAUUUGUGAGCAACGCCAUCAUGAUCGGAGCUUAAAGGGUUCUCGGGAUUGGGGGUUUUCAACCCACUUGUAUUUUGAGCAUGGAGAAAUGGCAACUCCUGAGGCGAAACGGAGAGAAGAAAUUAAGGAAGAGAGGUCGAGUAAACCAACGUAUAGUUUUGCCCUCGUCAUUGUCCGUCAACCUUCCACUGGCAAAUUUCUUCUCGUUGAAGAAUGUUGUAAUCAAGGUUGGUGGUUACCAGCAGGUCGCGUCGAUCCUGGUGAAACGUUCCAACAGGCAGCACUUCGUGAAACCACCGAAGAGGCAGGUAUCCAAGUCGAAUUGAAAAACAUUUUACGAGUCGAAUAUUCUCCUUUCGUAAAUGGUGGAGCUCGACAAAGAAUCGUCUUUUAUGCAGAACCAGUAGAGGAAAAUCCAGUGUUGAAAAGUGUUGCAGAUUUUGAGAGUGUUUGUGCCAAAUGGUUCUCCUACGAAGAGUUUGAGAAGGAUUUUUUGAAUCGAUCGACUCGAACAAGGAAAUUGAGAGGAAGUGAACCUAUUCAAUGGUUUAAAUACGUGCAUUCGGGAAAGCCCAUGUAUCCCAUGUCCAUGUUGACCUUUGAGGGAGAUCCUUAA